Messenger RNA from Malassezia sympodialis ATCC 42132, 465 nucleotides. Its product is annotated as endosulfine family protein. Gene Ontology annotation, molecular function: protein phosphatase inhibitor activity. The record is from RefSeq and is a predicted model, not a curated record. Gene Ontology annotation, cellular component: cytoplasm. Lineage: Eukaryota; Fungi; Basidiomycota; Malasseziomycetes; Malasseziales; Malasseziaceae.
AUGCUCCCGCACCAGCAGAACAAGAUUGAUACCUCAUCUUUGAGUGAGGAAGAGCAAAAGCUGUUCCGCCUCUACGGCAAGCUGCCGAACCGCAAGGACUUGCUGGCCAACAAGCUCAAGGAACGCAAGUACUUCGACUCCGGUGACUAUGCCCUGUCCAAAGCUGGCCGCGCACCGAAGCAGUCGGUUGGUACGGCCAUCCCGAAUCCCGAGAUGGUGCCGCAUGCGGCAGCCAGCCCAGGAGCUCACAUGGGAUCAACUGCGCAGCCGAUCCCCGGCACUCUGUCCCCUGCUUCCCCAGGUGCGCAUAUGGGUCUCUCUCGCAGUCCCUCUGGCUCGCGUCGUUUGUCGACGAGCGGCGGAUCAUUUACCGACAGUGGCUCGCGCUCUUCCUUCCCUGUCGCUACGGGUGCCGUGAACAGCAGCCCUACACGCGAGCCGACCAGCUCUCUCAGCCGCGAGUAG